GGGCGCGCGCGCAGCUCGGGAGGCGGCGGCGGAAGCAGCGAGGGCGGCGGGCGUCCGGCUGCGAGCGCGGCGGCUCCGUGCUGGGCCGGCCAGGGGCGGCUCCGGGCGGCGGCGCAGCCGAGCGCUCGGUCCUGCGGCUCCAGCCCGCGGCCCCCGUCCCGACGCCUGCGCCGCUCACUCGGCGUCCCGGCUCGGACCCCGGCGCCCAGCCCGUGGCCGUAACCUUGAGGAGGCGGCGGCGGGGCCGGGCCGGGCCGGGCUGGGGGGCGGCGGCACUGGAUCCGAGGCCGGCCGGCCGCUGGCGGGAGAUGUCGAACCCCGGGACGCGUAGGAACGGCUCCAGCAUCAAGAUCCGUCUGACAGUGUUAUGUGCCAAGAACCUUGCAAAGAAAGACUUCUUCAGACUCCCUGACCCCUUUGCCAAGAUCGUUGUGGAUGGCUCUGGGCAGUGCCACUCAACCGACACUGUGAAAAACACCUUGGACCCAAAGUGGAACCAGCAUUAUGACCUGUACGUUGGGAAAACUGACUCUAUAACCAUCAGCGUGUGGAACCACAAGAAGAUCCACAAGAAGCAGGGGGCUGGCUUCCUGGGCUGUGUGCGGCUGCUCUCUAAUGCCAUCAGCAGACUGAAAGACACUGGCUACCAGCGUUUGGAUCUAUGCAAACUAAAUCCCUCAGAUACUGAUGCGGUUCGUGGCCAAAUAGUGGUCAGUUUACAGACCCGAGACCGAAUAGGCAGUGGAGGGUCGGUGGUGGACUGCAGAGGGCUGCUAGAAAAUGAAGGAACAGUGUAUGAAGACUCGGGCCCUGGCAGGCCGCUCAGCUGCCUUAUGGAGGAGCCUGCCCCGUACACAGACGGGACCGGUGCUGCUGCGGGAGGUGGGAGCUGCAGGUUUGUGGAGUCUCCAAGCCAAGAUCAGAGACUCCAGGUACAGCGACUUCGAAAUCCUGAGGUUCGAGGGUCCCUACAGACGCCCCAGAACCGACCACAUGGCCACCAGUCACCAGAGCUGCCUGAAGGCUAUGAGCAAAGGACGACAGUACAGGGACAAGUUUACUUUUUGCACACGCAGACUGGAGUCAGCACGUGGCAUGACCCCAGGAUCCCCAGUCCCUUGGGGACCAUUCCGGGGGGAGAUGAAGCUUUUCUAUACGAAUUCCUUCUACAAGGCCAUACAUCCGAGCCCAGAGACCUUAACAGUGUGAACUGUGAUGAACUUGGGCCGCUGCCUCCAGGCUGGGAAGUCAGAAGUACAGUGUCGGGAAGAAUCUAUUUUGUAGAUCACAAUAAUAGAACAACGCAGUUUACAGACCCACGGCUUCACCACAUCAUGACCCACCAGUGCCAACUCAAGGAGCCCAGCCAGCCACUGCAGUUGCCCAGCGAGGGCUCCAUGGAGGACGAGGAGCUUCCUGCCCAGAGAUAUGAGAGAGAUUUAGUCCAGAAGCUCAAAGUUCUCAGACACGAGCUCUCUCUUCAGCAGCCCCAAGCUGGUCAUUGUCGAAUAGAAGUUUCCAGAGAAGAAAUAUUUGAGGAGUCCUAUCGGCAGAUCAUGAAGAUGCGGCCGAAAGACCUGAAGAAGCGCCUCAUGGUGAAGUUCCGAGGGGAGGAAGGUCUGGACUACGGUGGGGUGGCACGGGAGUGGCUAUAUUUGUUGUGCCAUGAAAUGCUGAAUCCGUAUUAUGGACUCUUCCAGUAUUCCACGGACAAUAUUUACACACUGCAAAUCAACCCAGAUUCUUCCGUCAACCCUGACCAUCUGUCUUACUUCCACUUUGUGGGCCGCAUCAUGGGUCUGGCUGUGUUCCAUGGACACUACAUCAACGGGGGCUUCACAGUUCCGUUCUACAAGCAGCUCCUGGGGAAACCCAUCCAGCUGUCAGACCUGGAGUCAGUGGACCCAGAACUGCACAAGAGCCUGGUGUGGAUUCUAGAGAACGACAUCACACCAGUGCUGGACCAUACCUUCUGCGUGGAGCACAAUGCUUUUGGGCGGAUCCUUCAGCAUGAACUGAAACCCAAUGGCAGAAAUGUGCCCGUCACUGAGGAGAACAAGAAGGAAUAUGUCCGGUUGUAUGUGAACUGGAGGUUUAUGAGAGGAAUCGAAGCCCAGUUUCUAGCGCUUCAGAAAGGGUUUAAUGAACUCAUUCCCCAACACUUACUGAAGCCCUUUGAUCAGAAGGAACUAGAGCUGAUAAUAGGUGGGCUUGAUAAGAUAGACCUGAAUGAUUGGAAGUCGAACACACGCCUGAAGCACUGUGUGGCCGACAGCAACAUCGUCAGGUGGUUCUGGCAGGCAGUGGAGACCUUCGACGAAGAGAGGAGGGCCAGACUUCUGCAGUUCGUGACAGGAUCCACACGCGUUCCUCUCCAAGGUUUCAAGGCUCUGCAAGGCUCUACAGGCGCGGCAGGGCCCCGGCUCUUCACCAUCCACCUGAUAGACGCCAACACGGACAACUUACCCAAGGCUCAUACCUGCUUUAACCGGAUUGACAUCCCCCCCUAUGAGUCCUAUGAGAAGCUCUAUGAGAAGCUGCUGACAGCAGUCGAGGAGACCUGUGGCUUUGCUGUGGAGUGAAGAGUGGCCAGUGGCAGAGAGUCUCACUCACAACCACCAGACCCAAAGCAUAUGGCGUCUGCACGCCUCCCGCAUGGCGGGCUGAGGCCUGAGAUUCCAGAAACCUGAGGGAAAAGGCUCGUCUCCCUCCUCCUGUGGGGAGGGCAAGCCAGGGGACUUUAAUAGGUGGCUCCCACCCACUUAUCCCUCCUUUAUUAUAGUUCGCCCACCCUUCCAUCACCCAUCCAAUAAAACGCAGCCAGGGUUCGCCCUCAGCCUCCUUGGCAUAGUGGGCAUGGUCAGAGCCAAGCCGGGCCCCUGAGGGUUUGCAUGGUUUCUGUACCAGCUCUCCCUCUCAGUGCAGCCUCAAGGCCCUCUUCAAGUUCAGCAGCUGCCGACAGCUUACUAAGCUCAAAUUCCAGACAUCCAGCUAGCAGCGUGUCCAGAUAGCAGGUGGAUUUCUAAGCAGGAAAUAACUGCACAGUGUAUGCUUGCUGGAAUUCCACCAAGGCGGGGAGCUCGAGGCAGAAUGUGUUUCCCCUUUGAGAGGUAAAGGAAUUGGAGCAGCCUUCACUGGAGGCCCAGGGAUUUCUUUUCAGGGUAUCUUGGCCGAAAAAGAUGGUUUUGCACAGGGGGAAAUCUUUAAAAGUCCCAUCUGCUGUGUUCUCUAUUCAGUCUGAAAUUGUCACACGUCAUGGAGCUAAUCAGAGAAUGACCAAAACCAGGCUCAGAUCCCCCCGGGUCCAGCUAGACUCCUGUGCCAGGGUCCGGAGGCUCCUGGCUGUCCUGAUAUGCUAAUGGACUUUGACAUGGGGAUUGCUAAGAGCUAAACUAACAGAACACUGUUGUCACCACAGCCACUGGAUGGGACAGCAGGAGAGGCCGCUGACCUGGGGUCCCCUGAUGCAGCUCCCCAGGGUUGGUGCUAUGCACAAAGCAGGGUGUGAUGGAGCCUGUGUAACAGGGCGGGGGCUCUACCUCCCGACAUGGCCCUCCUCCCCAGUGGCAAUGGUGAUACUAACAGUUCUCCUUAAUUUGCUUGCUCAGUCUUCGUCUUCUGAUGAGCAAGGCCAAAGCCAGCCUAACGCCAUGUCUUUAACACCAUUUCCAAUUUGCACAAGUGUUCAGAAGCGGUGAUUCUUUCAACAGAGGGGCUGGAUUCAGGCAGCUGAACUCUGGUGGAAGGCAGAGCAGCAGCCGAUAGUCCGUGUGUGGUUUUGUCAUUUUUGUUUGUGGUGGGGGCAAGAACAGGGUAAUUCAUUAGCAAGACAUUUCAUUGGUACCGGGGUUCAGGUUCAGCCAUGAGUUCAAGUUGUGUGUGGGAUGAUGAGAAAGGUCCUGUUGGGCCACUUGGCUUUUGUGUUCUUUUCAUUGCUUACCCUCAGGCUAGGGAUGGGAAGUGUCUUCUCUCCUUUUCCUGCUGCUUCUGUCCAGCUUGCUCCGGAAGCAGUUCCCAAGUGACUGGGGAGGCUGGAUUCACAGAUCAUACACACCCUACCCCAAGAGGUUUACCCAGCUCGGUGGCCACUGGUACAGCAGAGUUUGAGUCAGCCAAACUCUAGGGUUUGCGGUUGGGGACAGAAAGGAUGCUUGGUAGACCUCACUGCACAAAACCGGAAUCCGUCCCACCCUCCAGGCCAGACUGGGGCCUUACCAGUCUCUCAGUUUUCUGCCUUGCCCCGGUAGGGCUUCUGUAUUUCAUCUACCUUAAUGCUUCCGAGGGGGUUCAAAACCCAGCUCCCUCGUGACUCAGAGUAUUGAAAAGUGUGAGGAAGCCUGUGCCCUUAGCUGCAGCCAGUCCAUGGGAACCAGCCAGACCCCGCAGAGUGACGGUCUCUGGAGACUGGAAACCCUGCUUGUUGCUGUCGCACUGUGCCAGUCUGCAGCGAUGAAGGAAACCAGGGUCCUGUGCUUUGGAGAUGUGCUGCCGGAGUGUGAGUUGGAGUGAUGGGGACAAGCCUUAGGAGUCCCGUGUCAGGUGUCCUUUGAGGAAGAUGCAGGUGGGGCCCUUGGGCUGACUGGUAGCAGGCACAUAGACCACCCACUAAGGCUUCUAAGUCUCCACAGGCAUUGCCUGUGGGUUCCCCCCUUUGCCGGUUCUGAGUGUCACAGCCUCCCCCAGUUCAUCUGUCCUCGCAGCACCGUCCUUUGUUGGUACCGCUGCACCUCCUUGUCUGUCUACCAUGGUUAGGCCCUUCUGAAGCUCCUCAAAGGACACUGUGGCCGGCCCACGGCAGAGCUCCUGUUGCCCUGCUUUGGGUCUGGAUGAAGCCCUUUCACGUAAGAUCUCGAUUGUCACCCCUCCUGGUGGCCCCAGAUGAUCCACCGUUGCCAUGUCACCCAGAUGCUUCAGGAGCCCAGCUCUCCAGGCUCCCCUCACCAGCGGCCAGCAGCCACACUCAGGGACGCAGCGAACACCACUCUGCUCCACAGUGCUUCAGAAGUGCCAGGCUGCAGCGACGGGGUGGGUGGCAGUGGGUCCCAGCCUCUUGCUUUCUGUUAGGAGAGUCUGCCACAGGAUGGGAUGCUGAGCCCUACACUGGCUUGGCCACACGGUCAAGUUCAGCAUGGGUGGACCCUGGACUGACCUUCCGCAGAGAAAACGCCCCACCCACCCUCCUGCAGCCAGGUGGGGGCCACAUGGCAGCCUUCUGAAACAGUGUGGCUUUUUAAAAUGUGUUUAUAAUGUAUUCUAAUUUAUUUUGUAAGGUCCUGUUUGACGUGCUGCUGCCACCCUAGCUGCUCUCCCAGUUUUUAUUGCCCAUUUCCUUGUGAGAGUUGUACACUAAUGUUCUGUUUUAUGUCCGAAUCGGAAGUAUUUAAAGAAACGCUAGUUCUAUUUAAUGCAGUUGUGGAACCAGCUGGAAACACAAAACGUUGACUGUAGAGCAGGCUGGACCCGGGAGGUCAGGUUCAUUUUGUUACAUAUGCAAUAAACUCACGACUUUACAUUUUU
Peromyscus leucopus (white-footed mouse) is the source of this 5517-nucleotide messenger RNA. It is a transcript of the gene Smurf1, whose product is annotated as SMAD specific E3 ubiquitin protein ligase 1. The record is from RefSeq and is a predicted model, not a curated record. Gene Ontology annotation, biological process: negative regulation of BMP signaling pathway; ubiquitin-dependent protein catabolic process. Bases 309 to 2582 code for a protein of 757 amino acids. NCBI's taxonomy places the organism in Eukaryota, Metazoa, Chordata, Mammalia, Rodentia, Cricetidae. The transcript is spliced from 19 exons. Gene Ontology annotation, molecular function: protein binding; ubiquitin protein ligase activity.